This is a messenger RNA of Tinamus guttatus (white-throated tinamou), 4464 nucleotides long. The record is from RefSeq and is a predicted model, not a curated record. NCBI's taxonomy places the organism in Eukaryota, Metazoa, Chordata, Aves, Tinamiformes, Tinamidae.
GUAAUGAAAGGCAGUAGUAGGAACAAGGAUCAUUCGACAGAAGGAGAAGGAACUGGAAAGCGACCCAAAAGAAAGUGUCUUCAGUGGCAUCCCCUGCUUGCCAAGAAGCUCCUUGACUUCUCAGAAGAGGAAGAGGAAGAAGAGGAAGAGGAAGAUAUUGAUAAGGUGCAUCUUCUUGGCGCCGAUGGUCUAGAGCAGGAUGCCGAUGAAACGGAAGAUGACGAGUCCUCGGAGCAGCGAGCUCGCCGGCCGAUGAACGCGUUCCUCCUCUUCUGCAAGCGGCACCGCUCCCUUGUGCGGCAGGAGCACCCCCGGCUCGAUAAUCGUGGCGCAACCAAGAUCCUGGCAGACUGGUGGGCCGUUCUAGAGCCCAACGAGAAGCAGAAGUACACGGACAUGGCCAAGGAGUACAAGGAUGCAUUCAUGAAGGCAAAUCCAGGGUACAAGUGGUGCCCUACAACAAACAAACCUGUGAAAACCCAGACAUCCACUGUUACAAACAGGAAAAAGCUGUGGGCCUUUUCGUCAGACUCUGCGAAAGAUUUACCAAGCCCCAGGAAAGUGACAAAAAGUGAAGAAAUGCCACAGCUUAACUUUGGAAUGGCAGAUCCUACACAAAUGGGAGGCCUGAGUAUGCUGCUUUUAGCGGGGGAGCGUGCCCUGACUGCACAAGAGGUUUCCUCGAGUACCUGCCAGUCCGAUGCGGCUAAUUCUGCGGAAACCUGCCCGAAGUCGUCAUUGUUUCAGUUUGCAGAGAUCUCUUCAAGCACAUCACAGCCAGAUGUCCCCGCAGCUGUAAAACAAACCGAGGAGUCUGCACUGUUUCAGUUCGCUGAGAUCUCAUCAAAUACUUCCCAGUUGUCGAGUCCUGAGCCAGUAAAGCACUGUGGGAAGUCGCCACUCUUCCAGUUGGCAGAGAUUUCUUCAAGUACAUCCCAUUCAGGUCCUUCUGAUUUGACAAAGCAGUGUGGGACAUCAGCAUUAUUUCAGCUGGCAGAGAUGUGCCUUGCUUCAGAAGGGGUAAAAGUGAAAGAUCCUGGGAAGAUAAAAGUGGAAGCAUCGGAAGAUGUGGCGAGAGAAAUUGCAGAGGAAAUGGAAGCAGAAAAACUAGAGAAAACAACAAUAAAGGACUCCUGUAAAGGAAAAGUGGAGCAAUCAGAGAUGGGGAAGAUAGAAGACCGGGAUGAGACAGAAGCUGAGGAACCAGAAACUGCAAAAUGCAGUCAUUUUACCAGUCUUGUGGUGGACAGCAGUCACUUUGAGAGAAGUGACAGCUCAAAGGAUCACGUGUGCCGUUCUCCAGAGCUUUCGAUGGCUGACAUGAAUAUCCUUGGGCUAAGCAAGCCAGAAAAGAUAAAGAAGAAAAAGAAAAAAAAUAAGUUGGAGCGGCACUCAAAUGAAAAAUCCACCCCUAAGAAACCAUGUAAAAAGAGGCAGUCCUCCGAGUCGGACAUUGAAAGUGUAAUGUAUACAAUUGAAGCUGUUGCAAAGGGGGACUGGGGUGCCGAGAGACUUGCUGAAGUUCCCCGCAAAAAGGCACGCCCGGCCUCGAGUGCGAAGGGGAGCCUGUUGGAUACAAAAUCACCAAAGAAAAAAGUGAAAUCGAAAGAGAAGAAAGCAUCGAAGGAGAAACCCAUGGAGACCACCAAAGAAUCCAAGCCUCCCGAUUUCCUUAGUAUUACAGCCAGCAAGGAAGUAUCCUGCGAGGCUACUGAUAACAUUAAGGUGGAACCACUGACCCCGACCGAGGAGGUGGUGCCCCAGAGCUUACCAGGACAGGUCAAAACUGAGGACAGUGACUGUGUUAAAAAGAUAGAAACCUGUGGCUCCAGGAAAUCGGAGAGAUCUUGCAAAGGUGCUCUUUAUAAAACUCUGGUGUCAGAGGGCAUGCUCACGUCUCUGCGUGCUAAUGUGGACAGAGGUAAAAGAAGCUCAGGAAAAGGCAACUCCUCAGAUCAUGAAGGAUGCUGGAAUGAAGAAAACUGGGCUUUUUCACAAAGCGGAACAAGCGGGAACAAAAAACUGAAAAGGCCUAAGCCAAAGGAAGAGUUUGUUUUGGGCUUAGCAAAGCUAGAAGAAGAAUUUGAAAAGAAAUUCAACAGCCUCCCUCAAUACAGUCCUAUAACUUUUGACCGGAAAAGUUCAUCUGUUCCGAGGAAAAAGAGAAAGGUUGGAAGCGGCUCAUCUGAACAACCAAAAUCCAACAAAGGUUCAUUCCAGUCUCAGCAAAAGAACUUAUUCCACAAAAUUGUCAGCAAAUAUAAGCACAAAAAGGAGAAGCUUAAUGUUCCGGACACAGCCAUACUCUCAGAAUACAGAAAUUCCAGUGAGCCUGCCUGGAAGAAUAAAAUUUCUAUAUCUGCCCUCAACACUUCAGAGCCAGCAAUGAUGCAUGAACCCUUAGUUGGCAGCCAGAAGAGGAAAGCAAGGAAAACCAAGAUCACCCAUCUUGUCCGAACAGCCGAUGGUCGAGUGUCACCAGCAGGAGGGACACUGGAGGAAAAGCCAAAAGAGCUGCCACAAAGUACUCUUCAAAAAACAUCAAGUGCAGAAACAGACUGCAACAGUGAGUGCUCCAGAAACGCAGAGUCGGAAGAAACUCAUAGUAUUACACCAGAUAUGCCAGCAGUGUCUGCAUUUUUUAGCUUAGCUGCUCUGGCAGAAGUAGCAGCAAUGGAAAAUGUACACAGAAGCCAGAGGGCCCCUCCUCUCCCACACGACGGACAGCCAAACGAAAUGUCUCAGGCUCCAGUGCUGAUCUCCUGCGCUGACCAGUGAAGCUCCACUUUAUUGUAAAACAUUGUGCUUUACCUAAUAUCCUAGCCUUGUCUUUACCAAGGGAAGCUAGUCAGUCCAUAUGAUGGAAACUAUAGACUGCAAGCAAGUGCUUAUUGCUGUGAGUGGCCCAGACUUCACUGGAAGCCAGACAUUAACAACUUGGGCCAGGUCCUCAAAUCGGAACCCAGUGUGUAGGAGGGUGAUGUUAUUUGUCUAUUAAUGAACAGCAAUGGAAUGAUCCCAGAGCUCGCUUUCUGUGGAAGGCUUUUAAGCAGUAAAUGGGUGGUUGAUGUGGAAAAGGCUGCCUUUUACUGUAGCUCACACAGCAUCUCUUUUACCAACCAGAGAGUAUGGCAACUAGUUUCGUAUAAUACCUAGUUAUUCUAAAUGAAAAGAAAAAACAACAACAAAAACACUGACGCACUGCACUAGUUAUUAUUAGAUAUUCUUAGUCAUUUUUGUACAUGAAGAUUUAAGUUCUAAGAUGGUUUAUAUUAAUAGGUUAUGCCUACGUUUAUAUUGUAGAGUGAAUUUAAAACCUGCUCCAGAGAACUCAAGGCAGCCUGGACAGAUGUACCAUUGUUAGCGGUGUUUGGGCAGCCAUGUGGUCCAGAUGUUCUGCACUUUUAUAUUUGCCACCGGAGUGGUAGCGUUUACUGGCAAAAAUUCUGACAGGCUAUGUUUGGGUUUUGUUUGUUUGUUUAAUUUAGUUUUGAGUAACCAGGAUGAUGUGCAUUAGAAAAAGGAGUGGUAUAUGGAAAAGAGAAGUACUACAGAGGAUUGACUUGUCUCUCAUGCCUUGGAGGGUUCCUUUAUUUUUGCAUAGAUACCUGAGUGACUUGGUGAAAUGUUCCUGUAAACAAAAAGUACUGCAAAUAUGUUGUUCAGAAGUGACCUUAGUAUUAUUUCACCAUUCUGAAAAACCUAAAAACGUGACUUUUCAAUAUACAUCUACACCGAUACACAUACCUUUUACAUUUUACAGGCACUGGCAUCGUUGUAGUUACUAUGCACAGUCUAAAUUGGCUUCAUAGAUUGUAUAAAGGGCCAACUGCAGUUUGUGUUGGUGAAGUUGUACGCAGAUAAACUACGACUGAAGAGUAACGUGUGACUGAAUUCAGAGAUUCAUCUGCCAGUUUCUGUCUCUGCUUCUGUUGAAUUUUUGUGUUUUGCGCUCAUAGAUACAUCCCAAAAGCCGGGCCACGUGUAUCACUUGGCCAGCUGCCUUCACUAUCCUGACUUACACUAUUGUAUAACCAAGCAUUGAUUCCUACCGACAGAUGCAAAAUGAUCACUAGUAAUUAAACUAAAGCUACAAAUUCGACAGGGUACUUCUUCUAUAGCACAAGAUGUUUCCCUACUUUUUGCAUUGUAGCACAACAAUUUACCAAAUUGGACUCCAGCAAUAAUUUUCUAUUAGUCUUCGUCAAACUGGCUGAACUUUUGAUAGUAUUAGGUUGAGUUCGAAGUUCUUUGAAUUAAGUCUUUAAAUGAUGAGAGUUUACAUGGUUCUAUCAGGCAUUCUUAUUUAUACUUGACUGAAAUGAUAAAAGUGUUUUGGGGUUAUUUUGUAACUAAUUUGAUGUAAUAGCCAUACGGACAGUAACUCUAUUAAUGCUUGCUAGGUUUUGCCUUUCAUCGCUGUAGCGAAGCGAAAGUCUUUGGUUCCUGGUUGAGAAAUGACAC